AUGAGUUUUCUCCGCAGGCUGUCCGCGCUCUCCCUGAGAGAUAGGGUGAAAAGUUUGGUCAUCCGGAAGGGGCUCAGAGAAGGUUGCACUAAGAGGAAACUGGAUGAGGACAUCCUGGAGAAACUACAUCUCCUGACGGGCCUAGAACACCUCAGGAUCCCAAAGAAAGAGCUGGAUGAAGUGGCUGAGGGGAGGGAAGUGUUGAACUGUAGCGAGAUAGAUGGCAUACUGGCAAAGUUCUACCUGGCACCAUCCUACGGACUUGAGUUCUGCAUCGGUUUCCCUGGGAACCUUAUGCGGGAGACCAGCUACUAUGGUUGCAUCAUCAACCGCUACGUCCUGCAUGUCAAUCUCUACUCAUCCAUUCUGUUUAUGGUCUGGCUGAGCAUGGAUCGCUAUUUGCUCAUCCGGCACCCGGCGCGGAACCACUUCCUGCUGAAGCCGCGGGCGGCGCUGGUCGUGACGGGGUUGAGCUGGCUUGCCGUCAACGUGGAGGUGAUCCCCAUGGUCGCCCUGAUGCUCCAGGACUUGCAGAGCGGAAACUGGAGUCGCUGCAAUGACUUUGCCAGCCUCCAGGGCGACGUCAGCGCUUUGGGCUAUAGCAUGGGGCUCACCUUAACUGGCUACAUCCUACCUCUCCUCGGACUUUGUGGUUUCUCCCACCGGAUUGGGAGACUACUGCAGACGCAGGAAAUGGCCUUUCAUCGCAGGACAGCACAGUACAAGCGAGCUCUCAGGGUCAUGGCUUCCGCAUCUGUCAUGUUUCUGGUUCUAUACACCCCAUACCACGUGAUGAGAAACAUCAGGAUUGCGUCCCGGCAGGCUUGGGCGGGGGUGCAAUUGUGUACAAAGAUGUACAUAGAGGGCCUCUACAUCUUGACUCGACCGUUGGCCUUCUUUCACAGCGUUAUCAACCCAGUCUUUUACUUCCUCAUGGGGGACAAGUUCAGAAAGUUCCUACUUGCAAAAUUCAGAAAGCUAGCCAGAAAAACAACCUAGCUAAGAGAACCGGCGUGAAGAACUGAAAGCAAAGCACAUAUUCAUACACUGUCUACUUUACCUACUGUACAUGGGCCUCGAAAGUGGCACCGCACAGUUGAAACUGCUGCAUUGCAUUAU
Molecule: messenger RNA, 1119 nt
Organism: Syngnathoides biaculeatus (alligator pipefish)
Lineage: Eukaryota; Metazoa; Chordata; Actinopteri; Syngnathiformes; Syngnathidae
Product: succinate receptor 1-like
Exons: 4
Coding region: 1-999 (332 amino acids)
Biological process (GO): G protein-coupled receptor signaling pathway
Cellular component (GO): plasma membrane
Molecular function (GO): G protein-coupled receptor activity
Source: RefSeq, a predicted model, not a curated record